AUGACUCUCGGCGGCGAUGGGACGAAUAUCAGCGGGAAAUUCAGCAUCGCGACCGCCGCUACCGCUCUUCUGAGAGGUCGCCGGAGAAGCGCUCCCCGCGGGAGGGGUCCCCUCCGCAGCGGACGCCGCGGCCGUCGCCUCCGCGUCGGGGUCGCGGGGCUCAUGCGGGCCGUUGGGAUUCUCGCCGCCGUGAGCAGUCCCCGCCCCGUCCUCAGUCGGCUGGGUCUGGAGGGCGUCGUGGGCGGCGGAAUGGUUAUGCGCGCGGCGGGGGUGGCGAUGUUUCUGCCGCGCGGAGUUCCGACUGCGCCUCUCCCCAGCCGCGCGGGGAGAGAUCCCACGCUGAGCAUGUGCCGGAUGUGGAAUUUGGCGGGGGCGGCUGAGGGGCUGGCGAGCCUGCAGCUGGCGGCGUGUGAGGCCAUGCGUCACACACCGAGCAGUUUUGCUCAAGGGCCCCAAGGACAGUGCGUCGCUUGGGCAGGAGAGAUUGUCCCCCUUUUAUCGCCCGUGUCGGAUGCGCCCGCCGGGGUCACACCAGAGGAAGCCCAGUCGUUCGAGGUCACUGUGUCCCUUUCAUCGCCAUCGAACGCCCUUCCCGCCCUCUCUCACCUUUCUAUUGCCUGUCACACCAGAGGAAGCCCAGUCGUUCGAGGUCACUGUGUCCCUUUCGUCGCCGUCGAACGCCUUCCCCCCUCUCUCUCCCUCUUGCCUAUAAUCGCCUCCCGCCUUUAUCAUCCCAUGCAGGUGACACCAGAGGAAGCCCAGUCGUUCGAGGUCACAGUCACCCUUUCAUCGCCGUCGAACGCCUUUCCCCCCGUCACCCGUGCGUUCAACAUCUCCUUCUGCUCUGCGGGCGAGUUCCUCAAUACCUCCUCGCUCACCUGCGACGAUUGCUUAGUUGGCCACUGGUGUGAGGCGGGGCAGCCCAUGCAGCCCUGUCCGGACGGGUUCUUCUCCUUCUACCCGCGGGCCACCUCCCCCUCCCAAUGCACUCCCUGCACCGACGACAACCUCGACUGCACCUACGGCAUCCUCACCGUGGGGUACCAGAGCUGGCUGGACCUGCAGUCUCUGAAUAACACCCCUACGACGUACAGCUGUCUGGUGGCGGAUGGGUGUGUGGGGUACGAGUACAACGAGCAGUGGGGGCAGACCACUGCCCAGGGAGUCAUGAGGGUAGGGCUGAGGGAGUACCAACAGUGGGGUACGAGCUGGCUGGACCUGCAGUCGCUGAACAACACCCCUACCACGUACAGCUGUCUGGUGGCGGAUGGGUGUGUGGGGUACGAGUACAACGAGCAGUGGGGGCAGACCACUGCCCAGGGAGUCAUGGUUCAAUGCCAGCAGGGCUACGACGAGUCCAUCCCGGUGUAUGGACGGCUACUUCCUCGUGUUGCAGCAGUGCACUCAAUGCUGCUUCUCCCCCUCUGUCUCUCUCACCUUGUCCCCCACAUUCUCUCUCCUAUUCGUGUCCCCCUGUCAACCCCCAACCACAGCACGUGUGCGGGGUGUGUGGACGGCUAUUUCCUCGUGCUGCAGCAGUGCACUCAGUGCAGCAGCACUCUCACGAGGGUUUUCCCACUGCUGCUCAUCCUGGUCAUCCUAGCGUGGAUGGGAAUGAACAUUCUCGCCGACACAUUCAGCAGCAUGGACAUCUUUCUCAAUGAUCUCCAACUGCUAGUCAUGAUCGCCUCUUUCAACCUCAACUACCCUGACCGCUGGGUGCAGACUCUCGUGAAAAUCUACAACUUUGCAGUAUUUGACCCGGUGAGAUGGAAUUCAGAGCUGCUUGUCAUGAUCGCCUCUUUCAACCUCAACUACCCCGACCGAUGGGUGCAGACGCUAGUCAAGAUCUGCAACUUCGCGGUUUUUGACCCGGACGCCAUCGGCCCGCAGUGCAUAUUCAACUACACAUUCAUCUCCAAGUUCUACCUGGGGAUCUUCAUCCCCGUUAUAGGCCUCUUCGUUUACGCGCUGCUGUACGCGCGGCACCGCUGGUGGGGUGGCACCACGUGGAUGCACAUCUACUCGUGGACCCGCGGGCCCAACCCCCAGGCACGCCUCAUGCGCUCGGUGACAAGGAGGAGAGCUUAUAACGAGUAUGAGAACUCGAUCGUGCACGCGUCGCUCAAGUGGCUGGACCUGUGCUACGUCUCAGUGAUGGUCCGCGUGCUGUCUGUCUACAAGUCCAUGACAGUGGGGGACGCGGUGCUGAUGGCAGCAGCGCCGCAGAUCGCAUGGUUUUCAUCGGCGCACAUCGGCAUGUUCACCGUGUCGCUGCUCGUCUCCAUCGUCUACCUCCUCGGCCUGCCCCUCUUCUUCGCCGUCCUGCUGCUCGACGCACACGCCUCCGACGCCCUCUCCUCCAACCUCUUCCGCCAGAGGUUCGGGUGGCUCACGGAGCGGUACAAGCGCGACUUCUGGUGGUGGCAUCUGGUGACAAUGGUGCUGCGCCUGGUUCACGCGCUCGUGCUUGUGUUCCUGCAGCAAGACACUCGCGCGCAGAUCGUGAUCAUCCUCCUGCUCCAAGCACUGCGGAUCGGCUCACAGUACAAGUCGUCGCCGCUCGCCUCACUCUCCCUCGACUAUCUCCAAGCCUUCCUCUCGCUGGGUCACUUCUUCUUCACCCUCGGCCUGCUCUGCUUCAACUACAUCAAACUCCCCGCCUUCUCCCAGGCUGUCUUCGCCCUCUCCUCCCUCCUCAUCCUCGCUCCCGCCGCCUUCUCCCUCGUCUUCGAAGCAAUCAACAAGGACUUAGAAAUAGUAAACCGGCAGCUGUUAAACCGAGUGUGGAAGGGCGAGCGGCGGAGAAAUAAAGCCAAGUAUGACAAAAUGGACCCGUAUGACUUAGUCCCGCCGCAGGAGAUUUCUGCGUGGUUCCGCCCGCACGUCGUCUUCCCGCUUCUCUUAGCUAAGCGCGCGCACGAGCGGAAACUUCUGCUGAAAGUUCGCGACCGCGUGCAGACAUGUAAGCUAGCGGGAAUGGCGCCAGUGGAUUGGGUGAGUCAUCUGAACAAGCCGCAGUUAUACGCGGUCUUGAGAGCAAACAGUGCUCUGCCUUCCAGCACGGUGCAGCACGGCAUGCAUGGUGCUUCUGGUGCUGCUGGUGCUGCUGGUGUGUCGCCCAUACACGGUGUGUCGCCCAUACACGGGGUGUCGUCGUCGCCGUCGCUGGCGCUGCAUGGCAUGUCGCCGCUUGCCCCAGCAGCAGCAGGAGGACCUAGCAUGUCGCCGCUUGCCCCAGCAGCAGCAGGAGGACCGGGUGCGUCCCCCCUGUCUCGUGUGUCGGGUCCUGGAACAGACGUGGAGGGAGGAGGAGGAGAGUCCCCCCUCUCAUGGGCGCUGCAAGGUGGAGGAGGAGGAGCAGGAGGAGGAGGGGCAGGAGGAGCAGGAGCAGGAGGAGGAGGAGGAGGAGAAGGAGGGGGAGGAGGCAUGGAGAAUGGAGGGAUGGGGCAAGCGAGGACAGAGAGCAUCAAGGUGCAUGGGCUGGUGUCAUGGGCACAGGCAGGUAGCGAGGGUACUGGGGGUGGGGAGAAAUUCGAGAGGCUGGGUGGUGAUGGCGCGGAGGGAGGCCAUGGAGGAGGAGGAGGAAGAAAUGGAGGAGGAAUCGAGGUUCAAAGAGAAGGGGAGGGGGGAGUGGAAGGCGAAGCAGGGGGAAGGGGCGGAGGAGGAGCGGGAGGAGCAGGGGGGGAAGCAGGUGGGGGAGAGGGAGGGGGAGAGGGAGGGGGAGUGGAGUACGUGGAAGCAAAGAUGAACAUGGCAGAGCUGACUCUCACCUUCCAGCGCCACCUCUCUGUGCUCGUGAGGGCGGAGAAGACCAAGAAGGAUGGGUCCCUGCGCCUGCUCUUGCAGUCCGAAUGCAUCCCGGAUAUUCUCAGCUGGCUCACCAGCUCUGACUGCGCCCAGGCAGAUCAGAUGCUUUUAAGGGAGCUGGUGCUGGCGGUGCGAGUGGCAGUGAGAGAGUGGCGCAGCACUAUAAGAGACUGGCAGGCUGAACUGGUUUCGUGGUGUGCGGUGCUUUUACCCUGUCAUACACCCAUCAUCCCCCCCAUCCUCUAUGCACCCCCUCGCCCUCCUGUCUCCCUUUCCCUCCUGCAGCGCCCAGGCGAAUCAAAUGCUUUUGAGAGAGCUAAUGCUGGCGGUGCGAGUGGCAGCGUUAGAAGAGACCGGAGGGCUGGACUGGUUCCGCGGCGUGUGGUGCUUCUAUCCACCACUCAACCCUCCUCUCCUCAUGGUCCCAUCCACACUACCCUCAUUUCUCCCUCUCCCUCCUGCAGUGCCCAGGCGGAUCAGGUGCUUCAAAGGGAGCUGGUGCUGGCAGUGCGGGUGGCAGCACUGGAAGAGACCGGAGGGCUGGACUGGUUCCGUGAUGUGCGGUGCUUGUGCGCACCCCUCCCAAUCCCUCCUUUCUCCCUCUGCCUGCGCAGUGCCCAGGCAGAUCAGGUGCUUCAAAGGGAGCUGGUGCUGGCGGUGCGAGUGGCCGCACUGGAAGAAACCGGAGGGCUGGACUGGUUCCGUGAUGUGCGGCAGAGCAGAUCAGAUGCUGCUGAGGGAGUUGGUGCUGUGGUGCGAGUAGCAGCUCUGGAGGAGACUGGCGGACUGGACUGGUUCCGUGACGUGUGGUGCUUUUACCGCAACCCUAAACUCUCCUCUCUCUCCCUUUCCCUGUCCAUGCAACCCACACCACCUCUUCUCCUCUGCAGCGCCCAGGCAGAUCAGAUGCUUUUAAGGGAGCUGGUGCCUGCGGUGAGAGUGGCAGCUCUGGAGGAGACAGGUGGGCUGGACUGGUUCCGCGGCGUGCGCGCCCAGGCGGAUCAGAUGCUGCUGAGGGAGCUGGUGCUGGCAGUGCGGGUGGCAGCACUGGAAGAAACCGGCGGGCUGGACUGGUUCCGCGGCGUGCGGUGCUUCUACCGCAACCGAUUCGCGUUCGUCAACAAGGGGAGAAGCAAGGGGAAAGGGGGGGAUAAGGGGAAGAGCGGGGGGAAAGGGAAGGGAUUGGAGGGGGGGACGGGUGGAGGGGAGAACGGUCAGGCUGGUGGGGGAGGCAGCCAGGCUAAGGGCCUUCUGGGGUGGUUUCAACGAGGUGAUAAGCAGACAGCUGAUGGUGCUGCUGCUGCUGAUUCUGAUGCUGCAGCUCCUUCAUCUAGUGCCUAUGGGAGCAAGGGCAACCUGCUUUGA
Messenger RNA from Closterium sp. NIES-65, 5175 nucleotides. Lineage: Eukaryota; Viridiplantae; Streptophyta; Zygnematophyceae; Desmidiales; Closteriaceae. The record is from the annotation of a GenBank genome assembly.